Messenger RNA from Medicago truncatula (barrel medic), 4578 nucleotides. Its product is annotated as disease resistance protein RPS2. The record is from RefSeq and is a predicted model, not a curated record. Lineage: Eukaryota; Viridiplantae; Streptophyta; Magnoliopsida; Fabales; Fabaceae. Gene Ontology annotation, molecular function: ADP binding; ATP hydrolysis activity. The transcript has 6 exons. Bases 245 to 4087 code for a protein of 1280 amino acids.
UGGAGAACAAUUGAACAAAGUACUACUAAUCAUUCAUUGUAAUUUUCCAAUGGUAAACAAAAGUAUGUACUAGAACUAUAGGUUAAAAAAAAGAGUAUGGGAGUUAUAAGAUAAGAUAAAUAACACAGUAGAUAGCUUAUUCAAUGUGUUCUAUUCUAGGCAACAACUGAGUUCUUGGCAUUAGCUGAACAUCAAUCAACUACUACUAUCACUGCAUAUUGAUCAAUCAAGAAGCCUGACAAGGAUGGAUCUUAUAGCUAGCGUAGCGUCGAACGUGGCUUUACCUUUCAUUCGACAAUUUACAUAUGUAUUGAUGUACAACAGUUACCUCAUCGAACUCGAGACUGAGAUUCAGAAGCUGCAGAGGGAGGAGAAAGAAAUGAGGCACACUGUUGAAGCUGCCAAAAGAAACGGGGAAGAGAUUGAAGACACGGUGCGUGACUGGUUUUUUAGAGCGCAAGCAGCCAUUGAAAAGGCAGAGGCAUUCCUCCGAGGUGAAGACGAAGGAAGAGUUGGAUGCAUGGAUGUGUACUCAAAGUACACUAAGAGUCAGAGCGCAAAAACCUUGGUGGAUCUUCUUUGUGAAAUCAAACAAGAAAAAUUUGAUCGGAUAUCUUACCGUUGUGCAUUGAAAUGCAAUUUCAGUCCUAGUGCUAGAGGUUAUGUGGAACUGGAAUCAAGAACAACAAUGUUGAAUGAAAUUCUUCAAGUGUUAAAAGAGGAUUCCAGUGUUCACAUGAUUGGUUUGUACGGAAUGGCUGGUGUGGGUAAAACUGCAUUGGUGAAGGAACUAGCAUGGAAAGCCGAGAAAGAUGGUUUAUUCGAUGUGGUAGUGAUGGCUACAGUGACAAAUUCUCCUGAUGUGAGAACGAUUCGAUCCGAAAUAGCUGAUGGGUUAGGGCUAAAGUUUGAUGAGCUGACUGAGGUGGGACGGGCGAGUCGGUUACGCCAAAGGAUUAGGCAGGAGAUCAAGAUUCUUGUGAUACUCGAUGAUAUUUGGGGAAAGCUUAGCUUAACUGAAGUUGGUAUUCCUUUUGGUGACGAUCAGGAAGGUUGCAAAGUAAUUGUAACUUCCAGAGAUCUUAAUGUGUUGACCACUAACUUUGGUGUAAAGAAGGUUUAUAGACUUGAAGUUUUGUCCGAGGAUGAGAGUUGGAAUUUGUUUGAGAAGAGGGGAGAGAAUGCUGUUAAAGAUCUUAGUAUUCAGCCGGUAGCAAUGAAAGUAGCCAAAAACUGUGCUGGUUUGCCACUUUUGAUUGUUAAUUUGGUGGAGGCAUUGAAGAACAAGGAUUUAUAUGCUUGGAAGGAUGCACUUGAGCAGUUAACGAAUUUUGACUUUGAUGGAUGUUUUUAUUCUAAAGUGCAUUCAGCUAUUGAACUAAGUUAUGAUUCAUUAGAAAGUCAAGAACUCAAAACAUUCUUCCUUCUUUUAGGAUCAAUGGGAAAUGGUUACAACAAAAAAGAUUUGUUGGUGUAUGGUUGGUGUUUAGGUUUGCAUAAACACGUCGAUACACUGGCAGAUGGAAGAAACAGACUUCACAAAUUGAUAGACAACUUGAGAGAUGCUUGUUUGUUGCUUGAAGACGAAAAAGAUCCGGUUGUGGCGCUUGAUGUCGUUCGCAAUGUGGCUGCCUCCAUUGGGUCGAAGGUCAAGCCAUUCUUUACGGUCGAGAAAAACGCCACAUUGAAAGAAUGGCCAAGAAAAGAGUUUUUGAAAAACUGUCAUCAUAUUUUCUUGGAUUGGUGUUUGAUCAAUGAACUUCCUGAGAGGUUAGAAUGUCCCAACCUGAAGAUACUAAAACUCAACUCUCAAGGUAACCAUUUGAAAAUUCAUGAUAAUUUCUUUGACCAAACGAAAGAACUAAAGGUACUAAGUUUAGGAGGUGUGAAUUGUACUCCAUCACUUCCUUCAUCUCUUGCUCUUUUGACAAACCUCCAAGCACUCAGUCUUUAUCAAUGCAUUCUGGAAGACAUUGCUAUUGUCGGAGAAAUCACAAGUUUAGAGAUUCUUAAUAUUGAGAAAUCUGAGCUUAGAGUGAUCCCUCCUGAAAUUGAACACUUGACUAAUCUUAGGUUACUAGAUUUGUCUGAUUGCUCGACACUAGAAAUAGUACCUCGGAAUCUGUUAUCAAGCCUGACAAGCUUAGAAGAACUUUAUAUGUGGGACUCAAACAUUCAAUGGGAGGUUAAGGUUAAAGAAAUUGAAAGCCAAAACAAUACUUCAAUUCUAAGUGAGUUGAAAAAUUUGCAUCAACUAUCAACUUUGAACAUGCACAUAAAUGAUGCUACAAUCUUUCCUAGAGACAUGCUUUCCUUUGGAAGACUAGAAAGUUACAAGAUUUUGAUUGGAGAUGGAUGGAAAUUUUCUGAGGAGGAAUCUGUGAACGACAAAAGUUCAAGAGUUCUUAAGCUCAAUUUGAGAAUGGAUUCAAGAAUUCUAAUGGAUUAUGGCGUCAAAAUGUUGAUGACUCGUGCUGAAGAUUUGUACUUAGCUGAACUGAAGGGUGUAAAGGAAGUACUUUAUGAAUUGAAUGAUGAAGGAUUUUCACAAUUGAAGCAUCUUAAUAUAAAAACUUGUGAUGAAAUGGAAAGCAUUAUUGGACCAACCAUAUGGUCUGUUCAUGAUCAUGCUUUUCCCAACUUGGAGUCUUUGAUCAUUCAAAAUAUGAUGAAAUUGGAGAGAAUAUGUAGUGAUCCACUUCCAGCAGAGGCUUUUGCAAAACUACAAGUUAUUAAAGUGAAAAACUGUGAUCUGAUGGAGUCUGUUUUCUUGCAUUCAAUGGUUCAACACCUAACAGAACUUGUUGAAAUUGAGAUUUCUGAAUGUAGAUAUAUGAACUAUAUCAUAGCCAAGAAAAUACAAGAGAAUGAAGGAGAAGAUGACAAGAUAGCGCUCCCGAAAUUGCGUUCACUUACGCUUGAAUCUUUACCUUCCCUUGUUAGUCUCUCUCCUGAGUCUUGCAAUAAGGAUAGUGAAAACAACAAUGAUUUCUCCAGUCAACUUUUGAAUGAUAAGGUUGAAUUUCCAAGUUUGGAGACAUUGAAGCUUUACUCAAUCAAUGUACAGAGGAUAUGGGAUGACAAACUUUCAGCAAAUUCUUGCUUUCAAAAUUUGACCAAUUUGACUGUAGAUGGUUGUGAAAGUUUGAAACAUCUUUUCUCAUUCUCAGUGGCUGAAAAAUUGGUUAAACUUCAACAUCUUUUAAUUAGUUCAUGCAAAUUGGUAGAUAAGAUAUUUGUCCGUGAGGAAACUACGCAUCACCAUCUCCAUAUAAGAAAAUCUCAUCCUGUUGAAAUGGUUCCAAUAUUCCCCAACUUAGAGACAUUAGUGAUUUCUCACAUGGACAAUUUGAAGUCAAUAUGGCCAAACCAGCUCAUUCAAACAUCGUUUUGCAAAUUGAAAAAAUUGGAAAUCAUAUCAUGUGACCAGCUUUUGAGUGUUUUCCCAAGUCAUGUGCUAAACAAAUUACAAAACAUAGAAUCAUUGAAUUUAUGGCACUGUCUUGCAGUAAAAGUUAUAUAUGAAGUAAAUGGUAUAAGUGAAGAAGAGCUUGAAAUUCCACUGAGAAAUUUAUCUUUAGGACAUUUACCAAAUCUUAAGUAUUUGUGGAAUAAGGAUCCUCAAGGAAAAAUCAAGUUUCAAAACCUGUCAAUGGUAAAAGCAACAAAAUGUGAAAGCCUAAAUCAUGUAUUUCCAUUUUCUGUGGCUAAAGAUCUUUUGCAACUACAAGUACUUGAGAUAAGUGAUUGUGGUGUAGAGGAGAUUAUUGCGAAGGAUCAAGGAGAAGUAGAAGAAGAUCUCGGACUUGUUUUCUCAAGAUUAGUAACCUUAAAGUUUUUGAAUUUGCAAGAACUAAGAUGCUUUUGUAGUGGAAAUCACAACUUCAGAUUUCCAUUGUUGAAUAAAUUAUAUGUGGUUGAGUGUCCUGCAAUGGAGACUUUUUCGCAUGGAAUCUUAAGGGCAUCAAUUCUCAGAAGAAUUUGUUUGAAUGAGAAUGGAGAUCAAUGUUACUUGGAAGCUGACCUUAAUACCACUAUAAGAAAUAUUUUCAAUAGAGGUUCCCAAGGAAGACUAUUGGUUUCAUAGAAACGCCAGAGGCUGAAAUCGCUAAUCUGUUGAAAAUACUUUGUGAUGUAAAAAUAAAAGGAAUCUUUAUUUUAGAUUCCUUGUUUGAUGUGGAAAGGGAGAGUGAACUUUGAUGUUGAGCCUCCUCCAUAAUGAAAUAUGUUUCGGACUGAGCCGAGGCCUAUCAGAACCAAUUCUCGGGUCCAUUCAAACUUGUAGUAAUCCCACAAGAAAACUCUACACACUGUGUUCAUUACCUCAGACAUGAGUGCUUGCAGGUACCCCCAACCAAUCUGUCAGAGAUGGUACUUUGUGUAUUUUAUCCAAAAUCAGUAUUUGCAGAAUUAUAUGUUGUCAUAUUAGUAAGAUUAAUACGCAUGGUUGUAAUCUUUGAUGUACCCUCUUAAACUGUGUGUAACAUAAAUAUCAGAACUACUCUUUCAAAUUGGUUAGAUCAAAUUAGCAAGUUGAUUGUGUAUUAUGAUAAGUUCACACUACAGAUUUACGUUUAA